Molecule: messenger RNA, 1278 nt
Organism: Fusarium fujikuroi IMI 58289
Lineage: Eukaryota; Fungi; Ascomycota; Sordariomycetes; Hypocreales; Nectriaceae
Exons: 2
Coding region: 1-1278 (425 amino acids)
Source: RefSeq, a predicted model, not a curated record
AUGCCUUCUGCCGAAACCUCUAUCAUGGAAGUCCCUCGUACUUCAUUCUACCAGCACAUUGUCGUUGAGGGCACGCCCUAUGAGAGGGGGCUUUCGCAUGGUAGACAAGUCAGCGACAAGGUCCGUGCUAAUAUUGAAUACUACAAGCUUCCUGGCAAGCUGCCUCAUUGGUCCAUCUCCUCCACGAUCAUCAAAACUGUCUACCUUCCUGCCUUUGAGAAGUUCUACCCUACAGGCCUCGAAGAGAUCAGAGGAAUCUCAGAUGGGGCAGGCGUUACGAUCGAAGAGGUCAUCAUGCUCAAUGCUCGAUAUGACCUUGGCAGAUGCAUGUAUCGCCUGCAAGACGGCGGCAAGACUCCUCAAGAACUAAACGGGCAUGAUGAAUGCACGAGCGGAUUCUUCCCUCCCGAAGCAGUGGCAUCUGGUCGCGCUCUGGCCGUACACAAUUGGGACAUGUCCAGCCAUCUCUACAACCAGGAUCUGAUCAUCUACCUCGAAGUACACCCGGACCCAUCAGAGGACCGUCCAUCAAUGUUUAUCCUCACCGAGGCUGGUCAGCUGAUCCGCAGUGGGAUGAACUCGGCUGGUAUGUCUGUCACUGCGAAUUCCCUGCUCUCAAGCGAAGACUACGUGCCCAUUUCGCAUGUUGACCAAGACGGGGUCUAUCAUGAGGUCAAGAAUCCCAGACCUGUCCUCCCGCUCUCCGUCGCGAGGCGCGUCUUCCUUGAGUACAGCAACUAUGCUGAGGGCUUGGUAGCAAUUAACGCCUUCCCCCGCCACGUCUCAGGAAACCUUCACGUCUCGACGGCUGAAGGCUUCGCAAUGGCUAUGGAAGUCUCUCCUAGCCGCGUGUACAAGUUCUACGGUAACAUUGACGAUAACUACCUCAUCCACAGCAAUCACUUCCUCAGUCCAGAAUUUGUGAGCCGUGAUGAUGUGUAUGAUCGUUCUCCUGGUGGGAGCACCUGGUUCAGAAGCCUGCGAGCCGAGAAGGGAGUAAGGGCUGAUUGUGCAGCGGGUAGAUUGACGCCUGAAAAGAUCAGGACGGCGUUUUCGGACCACCUCGCGUAUCCUGAGAGUUUGUGCAAUCAUCCGAAUUUCAAUCAGAAGAAUACGCCCAGCGCUGUAUUGACUGGGUACACAUCCAAGCAGAACAUGACGGUGGCCUUUGUCAUAUACGAUCUGGUGAAGCGGGCGAUCACCGUCUGUAAGGGCCCUCCUUGUCAGGGCGUGCUGCAGAAGUUCAAACUUGAGGAGAAGCGAUCUUUGAAGCAUUGA